UAGCAGCGCAGAAAAGGCCUCUGUUGGCACAACUUUUGUCGAUAGCAUUUGUCUUGCACGCCGGGCGCGUUCUGUCGGUUUGCGUUGAGUUGAGGUUGAGGACAAGGGACAAGCAAGAACGUGUAACGCCGCCGAUUCUAGGAUAGAUACUGUGAGGGCUAGUGAUCUAACUGCUCAUCACACACCAUGGUGGCUACUAAGCCGAACAAAUUUUCUAGACUGCAUCCACCUGAAUUUUUGGGAAAAUCAAACAAUGCUGAAAUUCCUAGGUCCAGGAAGGGACGUAGGAAAUCUGGAGUGAAAAAAAUAUUUUUGAAAUCAGAUGCUAGAAAUAUGAUUGCGGUACCUAAUGACCACUCCAGUAGAUUGAAGAAGAAGAAAAUUGUUUGUGUCAAGAAACGAUGCCACAUCAAAAAGGAUCAGAAGCAAAAGAAGCUCUUAGCCACUGCUCAGAACUCCGAAGAUCGAGUUUCUUCUUGGCUGAAGAAUCAAACUGCAGAAAAUCUUAUUCAUCAGCAGUCUGAAUGUACUUCUGAUCAAGCAGCCACCAACUCUUCCAAUUCAGACAUGGUAGCUAAGUCACCAACCAAGGGAGAUUGUGAAAUUAGUGCUAUCUUUCAAACUCUCGUGCCCUCAGAAGUUUUGGUGCAGCGCUCCUGUGAGAAAUUGAACCAUUUGGAGGAGAAUGGUGAAGAAGAAAGUGCAGUUUUUCCCCAUGCAGAAGGAGAUAUCCGUGUGCCUUCAGCGAAUAGUACAAUCUUCUCCUGUGAAGAUCAACAUCUAAAACUCAAGGAUGAUGCUAUGAAGCCUCGUUCUGAAGAAAGUUUUCACCAAACAACUUUGGAAUGCAAUGGUAUUGUAGAUGACACUCCAGAGAAUUUUUCUGUCAAAGAUCAUAUGAUUCGGAAACCAAAACGUGUUCUGGGAAGACCUCUAUGUUCUUCCAAAAAAUUGAAGGCAAGCAGUGCAGCGUCAAGUAGGAAAGCAUUACAGAGAUUCUAUCUGAAAAAUUCUCAGGGUGGCUUCCAGCUUGCUCUGAAAAAGUUCAGGAAAGUAAGGCUACGUAAAACAGGGAAUGAGUUGCUGACAACCGAUCAAGGUUCCAAGAUAACUCUCAAAGUCCCUAUGGAAAUUUCAGUGAAGAAGAGGUUGGAUGCACCUCCAUCUUGCAUGAUGGUAUCAUGUACCCCUGAUAAAGACAGAAGUGUGUGCAAGUUUUUGGUGACACCAAGGAAAGAGGAAGGCUUGCCCUCCCAAAAAGUUGUAUCCUGUAAAUUACCUUUUGAUUCCUCUGUGGACUCAGGCUUAUCAGAGGAUGAUACAAGCACUCCUGAAGGACACACUAAAAAUGCAAAUCAAGAGAACCAAUCAAUGGAGAAGAGAGAUGUUUGCUACAUUUUUGCGUUACUUGAUAGAGAAAUAAAUGAAACAGUGUUUAAAUGCUCUCCACAUUUGAAAAGCUCAGAGAUUCUUCAACAAAUUGCUUCUGUCAUCAAUACAAUAUCUAUGGACGAUGAUCUUAUGACAGCAAAGGGCAUAUGCAAGGGGCUCACAACUGAAAUGGAAAAUUCAAAUUCUUUAAAAAAUUAUAUUGACAGGAGUACAUCUCCUAUUUUAUAUUGUGACAACUCUGAAGAGGAUCCCCAGAGAAGAGGAGGGUGUGUCUUUGAAGAAUCCAACAACGAUUGGGAAGUCCCUCCAUCAAAUGUAGAAUCCAGUCCAGAAGACCAUCUUGGCUCUUCCAAGCAGAAGGCUGAAGGGCAGGCGAAGACUGAUGUGACUUCAGCUACUAAGGUGAUGAUUGUGAAAGCUCUCAUGACCCUUACAUCUGAAUUGAAGAUUCCUACUGACAUUUCAGUUAGACUUUUAAAGUGGUCCUCAGUGACAUUCAAGGGAGACAUCGAUAAUGACAUGUGUGAAGAUGAAUUUGAAGGAUUUUUAUGUCAUUGUCAUGAUAAAGUUAGCAUUUUGUUGGAGACUUGCUGUGUUUUAGAUUCUAAAUUCAUCAUCAACUUAGAAGAAGCUGAGCUGAAGAAUAUGUGGCUGCUUCAUGAUGCUCUGUGCUGUAUGUUACAGGCAUACAGAUAUAUUCAGGAUCUGUCAUCUUCACCAUCGUCUUCCUUCAGACAGCACCUUCUUUCUUUGAUGACAACUUGUGCAAAGACUAUUUUACCCAAUGACAAAAUUAGUGUAACUACUUGGAUUUCCUUGAUGACCAUGAUUCAAGGAAUUAAUGAAAAACUGUGGUUGAAGGAUGUGCUAUCUAAAGCUUGCCAGUGCCAUCAGCACUUCAUUUCCCUAUCGCAAAGCAGAUUCUGCCGAGUAUGUGACCUGAAUUGUUUGUAUGAAGACUUAUGCAGGGAGAAUGAAAAAGAUGUUCGUACAUCAACCAAAAUAGAGAAAUCUGAGCUGGUUACAUCUACUUCAACUGUUCUGGAACAGCUUUUCCCUAGAUAUUGUUGGUUUCUGAGCAGAAUAGAAAAUCUUUCUGAAGAAGAGUUCAAGACUGCCUAUUCCAAACAUUUAGUUGUGAAAUUUUCAUGUAACUCACAGAGUGGUUUGCAACCAUGUGAUGAGCACCUGACUGAAAUAGCAUGCACUUGUUUUUCAUCAAGUCUUGCCUUUGAUUCCCAGGCAGAGGUAGAUGAAGCUGGAUCAUCUGUAAGUGAAACUAUAAAACAAGAUGAAAAUAGAUCAUCUUUGUCACAAGACACUGGUUCUGAUCAACAAAAACUAUGUGCAGGUGAUGAAAUCUUCUCAUCUGACAGCGUCAUACCUGACUCUCACAUUGAAUCGAAUGAUGUUGAAAGUCUUCAAAAUGUUACAUCUCAGACAGAUACUGUUAGUCGCUGUGAAACAGUAAGCUUGAGUUGUGGCUCUACUCAGUCAUCAGAUGAUUAUACCUUAGAAUUUCCAGAAUCUCCAGGUGAAACUACCUUAGAUGCCUCAAACCUCAAAAGGCAGAAAAGCACAUUUGAGGAGAGAGCUGCUGAACUCAAUGUCAGAAAUUCUGGGAAUGAAUGUGGUGAAGAGGUUGAGGAUGACAGAGAUGAGACAAUGCCAGAUGAAAGCUCAGAGAGCCCUGAUAUUGACUAUUCCCCUUUAAAGUUUCAGCUUGCACAAUCUACUCUGGGAAGUGCCUUUACAUCCUUUGAUCGUCAACACUCCAUGAAAGAUGAGAAAAGCAGCCUUCUUAAAAAGAAAAGUUCCAACCAAGCAUCAUACAGCAGGCAUUUUGAAAGCAAGUCCAAAAUGCCAGUUGAAGAAAUAACUCUUGACUCUGAGAGUUCAUCUGAUAUUUCUGAAUGCAUGAUGAAUGUUAGCACAGGAGAGGAUUCUGUCUUUGGGUCAAGUCCUACUCGACAUCUAGUCAAUGAAACUACAACCUGUUUGGCCAAUCAAGCGUCAUUCAGUGAUUCAACUACAGAAACUGAAAAUGGUCUGUUCAUCCGUCAAGAGGAACUCCCAGAUGCUGAUCAAAGUACUUCUGCUUCUCUUCAAUCAUUUACAUCUUGUGAUUCAGCAGUACCAUCUCAGAAUGAACAACUGAAAAAUGAUGGUGAUGUGUCGUCAUCCAACAUAAAAAGUCGUGAAAACAGGAAAUAUGAGAUGGAUGCUAAUUUCAAUGGGAAUAUUAAGAAGUCUAAACUUAAUUCUCCACCUCUUUAUAAUGUGGGUUGGUCUUCGGAAUCUGGAAGCUCUGAUAGCUAUCACCCCUCACCUCAACUCAACCAAGAAAUUAAAUCUCUUGGCAAAAGUGAGCCACUUGAUGUGGGUGUAAUGGCGCCUUCCAAAGAGGAUAAGGAUCUCAGAACUCAGUCCAGUAGAAACUUGAGAUCUGAAAAGAGUAGCAGAAAAAAGGAAGUUGACAAGAUGAAAGAGCUAGAACCAGUCAAAACAACUCACAGUAUUCCAACUCGGAAACCAGUUCUGAGGAGUACGAAUUCUGUACAAUCCUUAACAAAGAACCAGGAUGUAGCACCUGUGAACUGUGUUGACGGGAAGGAAUUAUCAGAAGAACUGCAAUAUCCUCGAGCUUCAGUGAGGAAUCAAGCUCAGUCAUCUCUCAGAACGAAAGGGUGUGUUCAGCAGCAAGAUGUGACCUGUGACCAUGAUUCAUCUCAGAAUGAUGUUAAUCAAGAAGUAAGGAAACCCAAAGGAGAUCAUCCUUUUAGGAAGAAACAUUUGAGCUUGUCUAAGAGAAAUAACAAGACUGAAUGUUCAGAUCUAGCUCAAACAACCAAGGGUAUUCAAACCAGGAGAUCAACUUUCAGUAAAACUGCUGAUCACCAGCAUAGCCAAAAUGGCGCAGUGAAUAAAAUUAUGACAGCUCCUAUUCCUAAACAGGAGUCUCUAAAUUCUUGUUCAGUAAAAGAUGGUACGACAUCGCAGCAGUGCCUAGGUGAAACUGAAAAUAACAACCUGUCACAUUUGAAAGGUAACAAAAAAAUUGUCAAUGAAGAUAAUUCUCAAUCAGCUGCUUCAUUCAAUGAGAGAAAAGUAAAAAGCACAAAGCUAAGUGAUGAAAGUAAUAUUACUGAUUAUCAAGAAUGUUCUUUGACUAGCAUUUUAAAAGUAGGGAAUACAACAAAAAAUGAACAAGAUCGUCAAUCAAAGAGAAAUAUUCCAGAAGCAGAGCCUGAGGAUUCUUCAAAUUACACCAAGAAGGUUAGAUUUUCUUCACCUGAUAAUUCUUACCAUAUUAUUGAAGAUAGAAGAGAACUUCAAAAGCUGGAAAAAUCAAGGCAGUCUGAAAUAAAUUAUUUGAAUGGUCAAACAAGCACCACAUCUAAACACAAGAAGCAAGAAAGGAUAUCUAUUUCAUGUGACGUUGUACCCUUUGAUAGACCAGCUGAUUCCAAUAUUCUUGCACCAACUUUGGAAGUAGGAACAAAACCUGAUGGUGAACGGAAAAGUUGUCUCAAGACCCCUAAAGUAGAGAGUGAAGUUUUGAGCUCAGAAGGAAAGGUUGCUGUGAAGGCCAAGAGUAAUUUGAAGAAAGUACUGACAGAGAAUGGAAGUGACCCUCAAGCUGUCAACCAUGAUUCAAACACUCAUGUUACCUCGCAGAUGACUCAGAAGAAAGAACUGACAUCUAGUACUAGCUCUGUCUCUGAACUUCCUGUCAAGAUCAAGAAAGAAAGAGUACAGAGCAGCGGAAAGAAAAAUCUGCCUCCACAAUUGUCUUCUAUUUCUGCUCAAGAAGAGAUUGUAAUGAAAUCAAAUAAGAGAAAAAAGAGUAUUAAAACAGAGGAGGAGUUGUCUAUCAAACCAUUAGUGAAUCCUUCAAGCCCGAGCAAUGAUGAAGUAGAGGUAUUGGAAACUCUGCAGAAGCCUAAAAAAAACAAGAAAUCAAAGGUGGCCAAAAAUGUGAAAGAUUCUGCAACAAAUGAGGAAGAUUUUCAAUGUGAAGCCAGUGAUUCUUCUUGGAAUGCAUAUCUUUCUACACUAAGAGCAAGGAUGCUAGAGAAGUAGCAUAUAUUCAAAAAAUAUAAUUAUUGUUUUUUGCUUUAUUAGUGUAAUACAUCAGAGGAUAUUCUUUUUAUUUUGCUGUGGAAAGUACUUUAUUUUUGUCUUUUAAUUAUUAGUUUUCUAUGAAUAUUUCAUUGUUGAAAAAUAGUAUUGUACGUACGGUUAAAGCACUGAUUUUUUCCUGAUUUCAUAUAAUCUGUGUUAAGCCUUACCAAUGUUGAUAUUGCAAGCAACCAUGUAAAGUUGUUGUCCCUGGCAAAGUCUGCAAUUCAUCUUUUUGCCGCACCUGUGAUUUUUAAUAAAAAAUAAUUCAGUAGAAA
Frankliniella occidentalis (western flower thrips) is the source of this 5792-nucleotide messenger RNA. RefSeq lists its product as uncharacterized. The transcript has 6 exons. Lineage: Eukaryota; Metazoa; Arthropoda; Insecta; Thysanoptera; Thripidae. Bases 187 to 5475 code for a protein of 1762 amino acids. The record is from RefSeq and is a predicted model, not a curated record.